Messenger RNA from Volvox carteri f. nagariensis, 1161 nucleotides. RefSeq lists its product as uncharacterized. The coding region runs from base 1 to 1161 and encodes 386 amino acids. The transcript has 10 exons. The record is from RefSeq and is a predicted model, not a curated record. Lineage: Eukaryota; Viridiplantae; Chlorophyta; Chlorophyceae; Chlamydomonadales; Volvocaceae.
AUGACCUACCUGCGUAUUGCACCCUCUUUUUCCAUGAUAUGCAGCUGCGGGACAGUAGUUGCCCGCCACUGGCUGCCAGCUGCACCAAAGCUGGCAGCCUUGAUGAUUGUGCUUGGCGACUGCAAUGAUGCUGUGGACCUGUACAGGGAGGCUCUGCUCUUUCCUGGACCUUCUACCAUGGGCCACCUGCUCAUGCAGCAUGGACUGAGGGCUCGUGCUGCCCUCAGCAGGGUUAGGAAACAGCAGCCUGCUGACCCUCAGUCCAUGCUGCAUGAGCAGGUGGCCCAUGGGCACGACAGAGCUGAAUGCCUUCUGGGGCUACUCGAAGCCUACUGCAAAGCGACGGGUAUGGCCGCGAAUGCCGCCAAGUGCGAGGUCCUCAUUUUUGGGGGUGCUACGCGUGAGCGGAAGCGGCUUGUUGAAGCUGAGUACCGGUUAGGUGGGGCGGGGUUGCGGGUGCUGACCGGCAACGAGACGGCACGGUAUCUCGGGUUGCACUAUGGCCCAGGAGUGCAGUUCUCAGCAUGUACCAAGCAACUACUCACAGCAGGGAGGCUUUGUGACUGUGGAGCGGUUGAAGAUGAGUUGCAUGUUUUCGAAGAAUGUCCCGCUUACAAGAGCAUACGGGCUAAGUAUGAUGGUGACCUAGUCCUUAUGGGGCGCAGCAUGCGCACCACUAUGACUGAGGCGCCACCCCUGGCAUUGGCCAGGCGGCAGCUGGAGCCAUGUUGCUGUUUCUGUGCCUGUGGCACUGCCUGUGUUUCGGCCGGUACAAAUGCGACAGCAGCGACAGCGGUGCCACCUGUGGUGAGGAAGGAUACUGCCAAGAUUAGCAACGUGGCGGCCAGGACUGGUAUGGUCAACGUGGAGUCAGUAGAGGUGGUUGUGUGCCUGAGUCCGCUGGCAGCGAGCCCGCUGCCACCAAGGGGAGGGAGCUACAGCAAGGCCGCGGCGGUUGGCGGCAGAAGCCAGGGCUGCAUGGUGCACGGUGCUGCCAGGACUGGCAGCCGUGGUGGUGGAGUCGCCACGCAUGCCGGCGUUGCCAGCGGCACAGAUCUAGAUUUGGAGAUGGUCCUGCCAGUGCCACAUAAUUCUGGGUUGGUGCAGCUGGUGCUGCGGGCAGCAGCCUGGUGCUUGGCCUCAAGUGCUUGCUUUCGAUGA